This is a messenger RNA of Wyeomyia smithii (pitcher-plant mosquito), 1572 nucleotides long. RefSeq names its product gustatory receptor for bitter taste 66a (gene Gr66a). Gene Ontology annotation, cellular component: membrane; neuronal cell body; axon. The transcript is spliced from 3 exons. Bases 25 to 1536 code for a protein of 503 amino acids. NCBI's taxonomy places the organism in Eukaryota, Metazoa, Arthropoda, Insecta, Diptera, Culicidae. The record is from RefSeq and is a predicted model, not a curated record. Gene Ontology annotation, biological process: sensory perception of taste.
UCGUCACCAGCAGCAUCGCCUAGGAUGGCAGGAAUUACCCGUACAAGUCUGUGGGACUCUAUUAAAGUGCUCUUCUAUGUAUCCUCUAUUCUGGGGCUUAUUCCGUACUCACUGCGUGAGUACUUUUCGAAUCAUGUAUUAAGAAUUUCUAUUAUUGGCAAUCUGUGGGUAAUAUUUAACAUGUGUCUGUACUCGGUGGCCUACCAUCUGGCUACGGAUGAUUAUAUCGGCGUGGGAGGAGGUGGACAAGGCACUCUGACCAAUGCAAUUGGCAUCUUCAUCAUCUACAUGGAACCGUUAAUGAUGUGCAUCGAUUUGAUAGCGUCGAUGAUCAACCAAAAAAUGCUCAUUGAGUGUAUGGAUCGAUUGGACAAGGUAGACCAGAAACUGGCUGGCGAGAAUAUCUCCAUCGAUAACCGACGGAUUCAGCGGUACAUAAUGAUACUCCUGGUAGCAGUUUUGAUUUUCGAGCUUCUGUUGACUACCUACAAUUUCGUAGUGUUUGUUGAUGUCAUUACUCUAUGGUCAUUGCUAUGGUUUGUGACCGCUUUUCCUACCGGGAUUAACUCGGCGAGUCGGAUUUGGUUCGUGAUUUUGGUUUUGGCCGUACGUCAUCGUUUCCGCGCUAUGAACAAACACAUGGACGAAUUGGCAGGAUUAUUGGAAGAGCACAACGAACGUUGGGAGGACGAGCUGGAAAUUGAGAAACACAAUAUUCCGAUGAACUAUCUAGAGAAGGAAAUUUUUACAAUACGAAGCCACAGAGGGAUAGGAUUGCAGUCGAGGAAGUUGGGAGCUCCGGUUGGUACAAACAUAAUCAACGUUAGACCAAUCGAGAAGCGGCUGGAGGACGAAAAGGCAAUUGCUUUGAAGCAGUCGAUGUUUGAUUUUCUAACAUUUGACAAGUAUAUGCGAAUUGACGAGAAGCUGGACAAAAAAAUGAUCUUAAUUUGUCGCACCCAUGACGAGCUUUGUGAGAUUGGAAAAUCUGUCAAUCACAUGUUCAGCUUUCAGAUGUUGGUCUCGAUGGCUCACGGUUUCAUGGCGAUAACCGCUCAGUUUUAUUUCCUCUACUGCGCUCUAUCCGGUCAGGACGUUCCGAUAUUGUUUCGAUCGGCGCAGGUGCCGCAAAUUGCAGUGCUGUUAAUUUUCUCUAUUGCCGCUAAAUGUGUAAUUUGUAUUUACGUCUGCUGGAAAACCAAAACCGAAUCGCAACGUACCGGUAUCUACAUGCACCAUCUGGCGAACAUGGUUGAUGAAACGCAUUUCUAUCAGAUUGUGAACCAUCUUUCACUAAAGCUGCUGAACCACCAGUUCACUUUCAGCGCGUGCGGGUUUUUCGACCUGGACAUGACUACCCUAUAUGCGAUCACGGGCGCUAUAACCAGCUAUUUGAUAAUAUUGAUCCAAUUUAAUUUGGCGGCCCUGCAGAAAUCCGGUAAUUCAACCAGUACUGCAACUGUUGCCAGCACCGUAGCUACAUUACUGAACAGUACGGAAAUUACCGCUUUGAGCACCUAUGUUACUAAGCCUUAGACGGCGAACUCGUGGAACAGAGCACCGUCGUUGCAA